GUUUGAACACUACAUAUAUCAACAAAUAGUUUGGCCAGAUCAUCUUGACACAUCAUACUAGAUAUUAUCAAAGGACAGAAGCUACACUCCAAUACCGAUAUUUAGUAAUAAAAUGUAAAUCAGCUUACACUAACCCCGUUUAAUUAUAUUGAAAUAUGAAUGUACCGUGAGAGGAAGCUGUUGAAAUUUGUACGCCCUUGUUUUAAAAAGCUCCUUUCGUUCUUAGUACACGUAUAUUCUGUUGGCUAUGUCGCGCUACUCGCAUUCCCAGAGGAUGAAUCUGGGGACUGUUUUUAAUUUUCGAGAUCUUGACAAAAAUGUUCAAGUCCAUCUUAAGAACGUAUACAGUACCCUCUCUGUUGGUAUGAUAAUAUCAUGUGUUGGGGCAUACUUAUUUCAAAUAAACUCUUUUCUGCAGUCGAUUACAACUUCUUUGGUGGUCUUGUCAUUCAUUUUAUCCCUUGGAAGCUCUUUGUUCAUUUAUUUCACACAACACUCAAGAGAAACCCUUCAUUCUAGACUUGGUGCUUUCUUCUUGUUCUGUUUUUCUACAGGUAUUGGUUUUGGUCCACUUCUUCAAGCUUUGUCAGUAAUCAGUCCUGAUACUAUUCCAACUGCCCUUUUGGGUACUGCUUUGAUUUUCGUCUCGUUCACAUUAACAGCACUGUUUACACGAAAACGAUAUUACAUCUAUCUUGGUGCUGGAUUGAUGUCUGCAAUCAGUUUGCUGACAACAUUUAGCUUCAUGAACCUCUUUAUUCGUUCUCCGGCCAUAUAUAACGCUGAACUUUACAUUGGAUUGGCUAUAUUUUGUGCAUUUGUGAUUUUCGAUACCCAAUUAAUUGUUGAAAAGCGCCGUAAUGGGGAUACUGAUUUUGUAUGGCACACGUUGGAUUUGUUCAUUGAUUUUGUCGAAAUAUUCCGUCAUCUUCUUAUAAUCCUCAACUCUAAAAGGAGACGUGAUCGUGAUGACGAUUAAAAAAAUGGUCUUCAUUUGUUUAGCAGUCGGUUAAUUUGCUUAAAUUGCUUAAUAAUAAUACUACUCUUUAUUGGUAUUAUUUCACUUAAUCUUUCUACUUCGCAUUUUGUUGAGAAACCUUACGAACAAAAUUUAUAUAAAAAAAACACAACUAAAGUACUUAAUUAAUAAUUUGUUAUAAAUUUACGUUGUUCUGAUUAAGUCGAGAUUUACAUGGGCUUAACACAAAUAUAUUUCUGUUUUAUUUAUAAAAAAAAGUGUAUUGUAAAACUCUUUUGCUUCGAAUAUCAAAAUAUAUUGAGAAAUAUGCCCUAACUUUACCUUGCACUAAUAAAAUUGGUUGUUUUUUUUCCACUUCGUCUUUUGGUUUCCUAUUCUUGUGAUCCAUAUUGAAUAGAAGAGUAAGCUAUUGAGAUAUUUUUUAGAUUUAAUUCAUUCAUUAGGUUCCGAAUGUUAAUCAGUUACAACGUAGAACCAGGCACAUACAUGGAUCAGUCCAAGUUGUCACACCUCAUUAGCACAGCAAGACGAACACCGGAUUCAUAGAAGCAGUUAACUCGGUGGUGUAAUAUAUAGAGGAAAGAUUUUAUGUAAGGAUAUAGUACAGAAAGAAAGAAUUAGUUCAUAGAGAGAAAGAUGCGAAAUAAUCUUAAUCAUAGUUUAAGGGAAGAUAGAUAGUGUAUACACCUACGCCAUAGUCGAUUCUGAACCAUGUCACUCAGAGUCUCCAAUCAUUGGUUACAAUAGUCACGCGGACCCCAACCAAGUAGUCUGCAUCUACUAACAUGGAUCAGACUAGAAGUUAGUGACUUCAAGGACUUCGGUUUUACUUAGUUUAGCCAUAAAACCUAGUUGUGAGAGACUAAACGUGUUUGACACUUGCUUAACUAUAUAGGGCUUAGUGAAAGGUUGGCACUUCAUUCAGUCACGUUUAGAACGUCGCACUUAUUCUCUACUAUUUGCUGAGGACUCGUGUAUAAUCCAAAUGGGCGAACAUUAGUUGCAUAUGUUUUAGUUGACUAAUGUGUUAGUCGUUCCAGUGUGUCAUGAUUGAAGUUUUCGCUACAUUGUCCAAGUUGUUGGUGUUAUUUAAGUUUAUUGUUUUGAUGCUGGAACCGUGUAUCAAUUAGCAGUCUUAAAGUUAAAGGUUGAACCAAAAUUUCGUACUUUUGUGAACUUAUAUGUUAAUGGCUGCCUCAUUAGGAGGACAAUGAUAUUACAUGAAAUUAAUGAAAAUAAACGUCAAAUUCUCUAAUGUUCACUUAAGUAUUCCGUUCAUCAAAGCUACUUCGCAAACAAUAACUUUAAGGUUUUUGUAUCUGGAAUACGUGGUCCAACCGUCUGAAUUUCAGCAACCACUGUUUGGGUGCAACAUAUAGCUCAGACGUUCACAACGAUUAGAAACACCGAAUCUAUCUGGAUUGCCUGUCUGUCCGUGGAUAGUCAUGAAAGCACGUCGUUUACAGUUACUAAUGGUAUUACUCGGAAGUCAUUUCGAAUUUUCGCGUCAACUAACUGACACAAUGCCCAAAAAUUAAACGUUGGGUCCAGAUCUUUUUUUCUAAACAUUCAGAGGCUUAAGACAAUUGCAACUAACACUCGACCACAUCAUAUCGUUGCGCUCAUCAUUAAUGGGAAACUCCACAUUAUAAUUUGGAUUUCUUACUUAUGGUAACAGUGGAAUUCUAAACUUAUUUUCGUUCAUUCUGUAAACAGCAUGGGAUGGGUCAGUAAUCGUUGGCAAAUAAAUGUUUGAAGUAGGUAUGUCAUUUGUACUGAGCGAUAUCAUAUAUGGAAGACCUAACAACGACGGCGGAAAAAGCUGCAACAGAAAGAAAUAUGAGGCAACUAUACGAAGAGACUGACAGGGAAAUAUAGUAAACCAACGAGACCGGUCAAGAACAGAGAAGGCAAGCCAAUCACUGAAAUUCAACAAGAGGAACAGAUGGGUGGAAAUCUUGAAUAGGCCAGUACGAUUGAAUCUACUGAACAUUGAAGCAACACAGACACACCUUCCUAUAGAUGUCACUCCACCAACGACGGAAGAAAUCAACAUGGCCAUCAGACAAAUCAAGAGCGGUAAAGCAGCAGGACCUGACAAAAUACCAGCUAAAGUCACACAUAGAAGCAACUGCACGUAUGCUUCACGUUCUAUUCAGGAAGAUUUGGGGGGAAAAGUGCCGAUGAACUGGAAAGAAGGAUAGCAAAGAAAGGAGAUCUGAAUACGUAUGAGAACUACAUAGGCAUCACACUACUAUCGGUAUCAGGAAAGAUUUUCUACAGUGUUGCUGAACCGGAUGAAAGACACAGUAGACGCCCAACUUCGAGAUCAACAGGCUGUAUUCCGAAAGGACUGGUCGUGUACAGGCGAAAUAGUGUUGCCACAAAUCAUCGUUGAACAAUCAAUGGGAUGGAACUCGUCACUAAACCUCGACUUCAUUGAGAAUGAGGCGUUCGACAGUAUGGAUAGAAUAAACUUAUGAAAACUUCUUCGACACUAUAGAGUGAGUAGCUGAGGUCAUCAACAUCAUCCGGAGUCUUUACGACGAACCACAAUGCACAUCCAUGUAUCGAGGUCCGCUGACAAAUUUAAUCCAAGUGAAUACUGGUGUUAGACAACUUUGAUAACUCCCUCUCUCUCUUUUCUCUUAUGGUGGUCGACAUGAUUAUGAAGACACAUAUAUCUGAGGGGAAGCACGGAAUACAAUGGACGGCUUGCAUGCAAAUAGACGAUCUGGUCUUCGCAGAUGACCUGGUCAUUCUAUCCCAUACACAUCAACAAAUGCAGGUCAAGACAAGUGUAGCAGCAAUAGGCCUCAGCAUAUAUAUAAGGGCAAAACAAGGACCCUCAAACACAACACGGAGAGCACCAAUCCAAUCACACUUGAUGGAGAAACUCUGGGAGAGGUGGAAACUUCCAGGUAUCUGCCUUGACAGCAUCAUCGACGAACAAGGUGGAUCCGAUGCAGAUAUAAAGGCGAGGAUUGCCAAAACAAAGGCAGCAUUCCUGUAACUGAAUAACUCGUGGGACUCACGACUAGCAACCAAUAUCUAAUUCAGGAUCGUCAGUACGAGCGUCAAGACAGUUCUACUGUAGGGUGCUGAAACUUGGGGAACCACUACAACCAUCAUCAAGAAUGCGUAUGAAUUUAUAAACAUUUGUCUACAGAAUGUCUACUCAAUGUCCGAUGGUUGGAUACCACCGGCGACAGCUUGCUGUGGGAGAGGACAUACCAGCUUCCAACUAACGAGGGAAUUAGGGAAAGACGCUGGAAGUCGAUAGGAAAUUCAUUGCUGAAAUCAUCAAA
Messenger RNA from Schistosoma haematobium, 4287 nucleotides. It is a transcript of the gene TMBIM6, whose product is annotated as Bax inhibitor 1. Gene Ontology annotation, cellular component: mitochondrial membrane. Gene Ontology annotation, biological process: negative regulation of endoribonuclease activity; negative regulation of apoptotic signaling pathway; negative regulation of RNA splicing. The coding region runs from base 248 to 979 and encodes 243 amino acids. The record is from RefSeq and is a predicted model, not a curated record. The transcript is spliced from 7 exons. NCBI's taxonomy places the organism in Eukaryota, Metazoa, Platyhelminthes, Trematoda, Strigeidida, Schistosomatidae. Gene Ontology annotation, molecular function: enzyme binding.